Molecule: messenger RNA, 1098 nt
Organism: Lachnellula hyalina
Lineage: Eukaryota; Fungi; Ascomycota; Leotiomycetes; Helotiales; Lachnaceae
Product: GPI-anchored CFEM domain protein
Exons: 3
Coding region: 1-1098 (365 amino acids)
Source: RefSeq, a predicted model, not a curated record
AUGAAGUCCUCCAUGAUGAUCACCGUUGGUGCUUUCGCUGUCUCUGCUCUUGCUCAGGCCCCUGCCGAUAUCCCAGCAUGUGGUCAAAUGUGCAUCAACAACCUUUUCAACCUAGCCUCCUCCCUCGGAUGCCAGAGCACCGAUGCCAGCUGUCUCUGCAGCAACCCCAACUUUGGCUAUGGUAUUCGUGAUUGUGCGAAUGAGGCAUGUGGUUCUGAGGUCGCCUCCAGCGUCAUAGCCUAUGGUGGAACCUAUUGCUCUUCUGCUCUGGGCACAGGGUCUUCAUCGGGUUCGGCUACCGUUACUACUGGCACUACUCUUGUGACAUCCGUUUCCGUCACGGUCACAGCAACUUCCUCCGCUAUCACCACCUCAGCUCUCGAGUCUGUCAUCUCGUCUGGUGGAUCUGCCGUGGGUACUACAACUGUGGGAUCAACUACAAUCUUUGGUCUUGGAGGAGCUGGGGGUUCUGCAACAGCAACCGGCUCAUCUUCUGCUAUCACCACCUCGGCAAUCGAGUCAGUCAUUAGCUCCGGCGGAUCAGCUGUUGGCACUACCACCGUAGGAUCAACCACCAUCUUCGGUAUUGGAGGAGCUGGAGCAUCUGCUUCGUCUUCUGCCAUCACCACUUCAGCAAUUGAGUCCAUCAUUAGCUCGGACGGUAAAGCUGUAGGCACUACCACCGUGGGAUCAACUACAAUCUUCGGAACCGCUGGAUCAGAAUCAUCUUCUGCCAUCACCACUUCAGCAAUUGAGUCGACUAUUAGUUCGGACGGCAAAGCUGUGGGAACUACCACCGUUGGUUCCACCACCAUCUUUGGACUUGGUGGUGCUGCUGGAUCUGCUUCAUCUGCUGCCUCGACAGCUUCAGAGGGUGCUAGUUCAGCUCUCUCGAGCGCUUCUGCUGAAGCAAGCUCUAAAGGAUCCAAGGCCAGCUCAGCAGUUUCAUCUGCAGUUGCAGGUGCCUCUUCAGAGGCAUCCAAGGCAUCCAGCGCCAUUGCCAGUGCAACCUCAACAUCCUCAAAGGGAGCAGGUGCUCAAAAGACUGCCUUCCCAAUCCUCGCUGGUGCCGCUGGUCUCGCUGUUUACCUCUUGUAA